AUGCAUAGACAUAACACAAAUAGUCCAGUAAAUAACGGCACAAUAGAGAACACUUGCUGCACAGAUAGCAGCAAUGGGCGUGCAGCAGAGAGUACUUGUAUGGCAGCGUGCAGAAAUAGUGCGCCAGUGUGCAGAAACAUUGGAAAUGCAAUGGCUGGGAUACCCAGAAAGAACAGAACGCUUUCGGUGCUCUACAAAGGCAGGAUAUUCUAUGCGCUGGACAGAGCCGUGGUAUCAGUCCCCGUAGAAGAGAGAGCAGGCAGUACUUGUGGUGCAGUGUACAGUAAUAUUGAGUACAUGACCACAGUAGAUAGCACUAUUUCUGCUAUGUACAUUAACUACGACACAGUUUCAUUGGGCACUGUGGCGGGAGAGGUUGUUCUGAUGGACUUGAAAAGCAGCAGCAUACUUUUUAAGGACAGUGUCAAUACGGCAGUGUACAGCAUAUCCCACACACAAGAGAGCAUCCUUGUAUCAAUACAGUAUCAACUGCUGAAAAUAGAAAUAGAGACCAGCACUUCUGAGAAAGUGUGUAGUAAUAAAUGCACAAUGGAGAAUGCUUCUGAGACAGCGUGCAACAAUUAUACAACAGUCAGGGAGAUGAAUGACAUUGUCCUAUUCAGCGAUGUCAUUCACACGAAUGGUGGCAGUGUGGUGGUCUAUUCGAACUCAAACAGCCUAUUUGUCGAUGAGCAGUGUGUUACCUACACAGGCAAUGUGGUGUUCGCGCGGGCUAUUUGUCUUCCCGAUGGAUCGGUGCGCGUUGUAACAGGCCUCAGCACACGAAAGGUGUACAUCUACGAGUACCAGAACAAGAAGCUGAAGCUGAAACACCUAGUUACCACACAGAGCCUGAUAAGUGAUGGGAUUCUUCUGCCAAAUAACACACUCAUAGUACUAAAUAAUAGCAUAAGCAUAUACGAGCACAGCAGCAUGAUGGAGUGUGUGGGAAUGGUAGGGCCAUACGAUGAAGACAUAGUGAAGGCGCUAGUUGCCACAGACAGUGCAGCAAGUAGCAGCAGUGCAUUGUCACAUGCUGCACACAGCCCGAUAGAUAAUGCAGACACACUCAGUACCCCACAUAAUGUUACUACCUCUGCAGCAGGGAGCAGUAGUGCAUCGGAAGUAGACAGGAUUAUCGACAGCCUGUACAUCAUAUUGAGCUCAGGCGGAGUGUUUAAGUAUGCCCCGCGCAAGAAGACCUUGCCUUCUUCAGAUAGCAUGCCCUGCCCAGUAAAUAAUAGCAACCCAUCACUACUUAUAGCACACAGUGCACUAACUAGCGUGUACCACAUGCUAGACAGACUGAGCGCCCUGAGGAACACUGCUGUAAACAUCACGUCAGGCAACAUGGCGCCUAUUAAAGCCAUGGAAGUGUACAAAGACUGUGUUAUAACAGCUAGUGCCUCGACUGUGCGCAUGUUCAAAAUACGCAACCACCAGCUAGUAGAAGUGUUCAGGCCUGUGAUCGAUGGCUUCCCUGUCAAUGCCUUCGUCACCGACUGGAACGGCGACUCUCUCCUUACAAACAGCAACAAUAUUCUGAAAGUCUACAAAUCUACAAAACUGUACACUUUUGUUGUUAACGAUGUAAUUGAAAAGAUAGAGCCGUUUAUCUCAAAAUAUGCCAGCUAUAUUUCCUUACUGAGUGAUUCCGCCGUUGAUUUUGACAAACUGAAAAAUGACUCUGUCAUUCUCGAAAAAGAGGUGGAGCAUUUCACAAAAAACAGCCUCUCAAUCUACGACCAUCUUGCAUUCACAGCUGUAAAACAAGAACUAUCUCUAACCACAGUGCCUAUACCAUCCCCUACUCCUGAAGAGUCCGAAUACAUCUACAAGACAAUAGGAGCAGACACAGGCCUGUCGAACAACCACCUCCUAGAAACAGACAAAAUAUACGGGUUCCCAUUUGAGAUAUCCACAAUGCUAAAAAUAAACCAGACGCUGCUUGUCAGCUGCAACUCGUCGCAGAAAGAGUUCUCAAAUCUGUUCGUUCUGAACAAAGAUCUGGAAACAGUGCAGAAAGUAUUUGCGCACACAAAAACGAUCACACACAUUCUGUCAUCUGAGAGCGUAGUGCUUACAAUUGGAAAAGACAGAGCAAUUGCCAUUUACAGAAUGCUGCAGAAUGAAAAUGCUCCAGUUGAACUGCUGGAUACAAAAACAGACCAUAAGAAGGAAAUACUCACAGGAUACUUUAGAGACAACAGAAUCAUCACGGCAUCAAAAGAUAACACAGUAAAAACAUACGAAAUAAAAAACGAAAAGCUGUCCAUAGUAAAGACAGAGACAGUUUACAAUCCAGUUACAUCGAUAAACUCUCUGGAAAUAAAGACAAAAACAGUUCUUAUUCUAGGAGACACGAACGGCUGCCUGACAAUAGACAAUAUAAAACACAAACUGCACAACGCACCCAUCACCCACAUAGAAAUAUACAGAAGUAAAGCAGAAACCAGCAUAAUCACAGCAACAAACGAAGGAGUGCUGAAGAUAACAGACAUAAGAGAUCUAAUCAACUAG
Molecule: messenger RNA, 2520 nt
Organism: Nematocida minor
Lineage: Eukaryota; Fungi; Microsporidia
Exons: 1
Coding region: 1-2520 (839 amino acids)
Biological process (GO): tRNA wobble uridine modification
Cellular component (GO): elongator holoenzyme complex
Molecular function (GO): protein binding
Source: RefSeq, a predicted model, not a curated record